AUGAACUAUUCUGCUUCUCCAAGGGGAAGGAUAUGGGUGGGAUGGAAACACCAGGUGGUGACAGUUCAAUUAACAAAAUGCACUAAACAACUGAUACAUGGUGAUGUUUUAGCCAAGUCAGGGAAUUUUCAAACUACAUUUACUGCAGUGUAUGGUUUGCACUCAGUAGAAACUAGGAGACCUUUGUGGACUGAUUUGAUUCAGCUGAGUACAGUUACUGUUGGGCCUUGGCUAAUAAUGGGAGAUUUCAAUGCAGUGCUUUACUCAGGGGAUAGAAUCAAUGGUAAUCCUGUCCAUGAUGCUGAAACCAGAGAUUUUGAGGGGUGUAUUGAUAUUGCUGAUCUAGCUGAAAUCAAGAGUUGUGGGCACUUCUUUUCUUGGAGCAAUAAGGGGAAAGGGAAUCCUAGAAUUUCUUCUAGAAUUGACAGAGCUCUAGGGAAUAUUGACUGGCAUAAUAAAUAUGUUGAUGCAGUGGUUGAUUUUAUGAACCCUGGGUUGUCAGAUCACUCACCAUUGUUGUUGAAUUGUAGAGUGGAGUGGGCAGCUGGAGGAAGGCCUUUCAAAUUUUUCAACUAUAUGGCCACUCAUGUGGAUUUUCUGAAAAUUGUCCAAGAUGGUUGGGCUCAGAGAUGCACUGGAUCACCCAUGUUUUCUUUGUGGCAGAAAUUGAAAGUGGUCAAAGGUGGAUUGAAGACUCUACACCAGAAGGAGUUUGCUAGACUAGAUGAGAGAAUUGAUUUGCUCAGGCAAGAACUUGAUGAGGAGAGUGCCUACUGGCAAAAGUCUAGAAUUCAGUGGAUCAAAGAGGGGGAUGCAAACACUAAAUUCUUUUUUAGUGCCAUGGAAGAGAGAAUUUCAAGGAACAACAUUGAUGUACUAUACAAUGAUGCUGGAGAUAAACUGGUUACCACAGAUGAUAUCAAAGCAGAAAUCAAGGGGUUUUAUGUGAAUCUUAUUGGUACUGCAGCUCCUCAUCUCACUGGUAUUGAUAUUGAGCUUGUUAGACAGGGCAAGCAGCUUUCUCCUCUAGCUGCAGAAAAUUUGAUUCAGCCUGUUACCAACAAAGAGAUUGAUGAAGCUCUUAAAGGCAUUGAUGUGAACAAAGACCCAGGCAUUGAUGGUCUAAAUGGUCUUUUUUUCAGGAAAGCUUGGGAUAUAGUGAAGGAGGAAGUAAUGCAACCAGUCUUUGGAGAAAUAGUGGGUUCCGCACAAUCUGGGUUUAUUCCAGGGAGAGUCAUUUCUGAUAACAUCCUAAUGGCUACUGAGUUGGUAAAAUGCUAUUCCAAGAAACAUGUGUCCCCUAGAUGUAUGAUUAAAGUAGACCUUAAAAAGGCCUAUGAUUCCCUGGAAUGGCCUUUCUUGAAGAGUAUGUUGCAAGAACUGGGCUUUCCUGAUAAGUUUGUAAAGUGGAUUAUGUCUUGCCUAUGCUCAGUGUCUUAUUCUAUUCUGGUGAAUGGGUUUCCUUCCAAGCCAAUUCCUUCUCAGAAUGGGUUGAGACAGGGUGAUCCAAUGUCACCAUUCCUGUUUGCAAUAGGAAUGGAAUAUCUUUCUAGAUGCUUGUCAUCCCUCAACAAUUCAAAAGGGUUCAGAUUUCACCCAAGAUGUAAAAGAAUAGAGCUGACUCACAUGAUGUUUGCAUAUGACUUACUAAUGUUUUCUAGGGGAGAUGAUGCUUCUGUUUCUCUCCUUUUUGAGGCUUUCUCUAAAUUUUCUGCUGCUUCUGGUUUGGAAGCUAAUAUGAUGAAGAGUGAACUGUAUUUGGCUGGUGUGCCUGAUUCUGUAGCUCACAGUAUCCUAGCUAAGAUUGGCAUCCCUAGAGGUUCUUUCCCCUUUAAGUACCUUAGUGUCCCCCUCUCAACUAGGAAACUGAGCUUUGCAGACUGUAAGCCUCUGAUUGAGAAGACUGUAGCAAGGGUCAGAAGUUGGUCUGCAAAACUACUCAGUUAUGCUGGAAGGUUGCAACUGGUUAGAUCAGUUUUAUUUGGCAUCCAGUUGUACUGGUGUCAGAUAUUCAUUAUGCCUAAGAAGGUGUUGAAAGAAAUUCAAAGAAUCUGUAGGUGUUUCUUGUGGACUGGAGCUGAAGGGAACUCAAGGAAAGCACUAGUUGCUUGGGAUCAGUUGUGCUUGCCUAAAGUUUGUGGGGGUUGGAACCUUAAAGACUUACCUCUGUGGAACAAGUCAGCUGUUGCAAAACACUGCUGGGCCUUGUCCUUAAAAGCUGAUAAGUUGUGGGUGAAAUGGAUCCACACAUACUAUGUGAAGCAUAAUGAUUUAUGGACCAUGCCAAUUCCCAAUGGCCUUUCUUGGUCAUUAAAGAACAUUUGGCAACAAAGGGAGACUCUGAGUAGUCCUGGUGAUAUGCAGAAGUUUGUAACUUCAGGGAAAUUUAAGAUUCAGAGGCUGUAUAAUCAUUUGAGGCAACAAGGGGAACCUGUGAGAUGGAAGAGAAUUGUGUGUAACAGCCAUGCUAGCCCAAAAAGUGUGUUUAUUGUGUGGUUGGCCCUGCAGGAUAGACUUGCAACUAAAGAUAGGCUGAGAAGAUGGAAUAUUAUUGUAGAUAGUGUCUGUAGCCUGUGUCACAACACUGAUGAAAGUAGAGAUCAUCUUUUCUUUGAGUGUAGUUAUUCUGCUGAAAUAUGGAGCCAGGUUCUGCAGAGAAGUGGAAUUCAUAGAGCUUCUGGAACUUGGAAUGAAGAGGUGCAGUGGGUUCAGAAAGUAAGCAGGAGUACUAGAAGCAAAGCUAGAUUGUGUAAUAGUCUGUUCUGUGAAACUGUGUAUUCUAUCUGGUUAGCUAGGAAUUCUAAAAUUUUCUCUAACCAGUUUGAAAAACCCUAUAGGAAUUGGGGUAAAGUCACUGCUGAAAUUCGGGUUAAGGGAAGAGAUAAUCCAGGGUUGGUGUUUAUGAAUGUUGUUGCCACAAUUAAGAAUCAUAGGAAGGAAAAAGAGAGGAAGCUUAAGGAGAGACAAGAGGAAUUGUUGAGGGCUCAAAGAGAGGAGGAAGAGGAAAUGAGGAAAAAAUAG
Molecule: messenger RNA, 3021 nt
Organism: Spinacia oleracea (spinach)
Lineage: Eukaryota; Viridiplantae; Streptophyta; Magnoliopsida; Caryophyllales; Amaranthaceae
Exons: 4
Coding region: 1-3021 (1006 amino acids)
Molecular function (GO): catalytic activity
Source: RefSeq, a predicted model, not a curated record